Messenger RNA from Lachancea meyersii CBS 8951, 1128 nucleotides. The record is from the annotation of a GenBank genome assembly. NCBI's taxonomy places the organism in Eukaryota, Fungi, Ascomycota, Saccharomycetes, Saccharomycetales, Saccharomycetaceae.
AUGCUCUUGAAUAUAUUGAACUUGUUGAUGGCGUUGAGCAACAACACGAUGGAUUAUGAUGGUAUAACGAACCGCAAAAGUAAGGCUCAACUGUAUAGUGGAAGCGAAGACUCAGAGGAUGAGCUUGAGAAAGGCUUCGUCACUAAGAAAAGAAGAAUUACUCAUGCUGAAAAUGACAGUGAUUCGUCCGUUUCGGACGACGCGAGCAGUUUGAAGCCAGACAUCAACACUUUGAAAGAUGGAGACGUUCAUGCCAGCACUUCUGUUGUUGAGAAUGACGAUAUGUUCGCCUCUGAAGACGAACAGGAAUCCUCAAAUCAAAAUGCUGUGGUCGCCGAGAAGACCCUAUAUGAACCCGCCGAAGCAAAAAAGGGAGAUAUACAGAUCGAAGCAUUUAAUCUAGACGAGGAGUCCAAAACUGGAACCUUUGAUAAAUUUGGCAAUUACACAGAGACAAAAGUUAGCGUAGAGGACGCAAUACAGGAUCAGGAUCAAUGGUAUGACGAUUACAAGGAAAGUGAGCAACUACAAAAGGCUAAAGCUGCUCAAAUUAAAAUGGCAAAGCAGCAAGAGGAACUCAGAACGCAAGUAUCGAAAAACAAACGAUUGUACACUCUUGAAGAAGCUUUGAAGAGAUUACGGUAUUUUUUGAGCGGGAACGAAACGGUACUGAACGCCCUGGGAAGACUGAAUGUAGCUCGAGCGCACUACAAAAAAAAGUCCACGCGUUCUAAAACGAGUAAGCGGUCGGAGCCAGGCGUGGACGACCCUACAUCGCUCGAGAAUGUUUGUUUUGAGUACACCGUUCACUCUAUCAAUUUUCUCGCUGAGCUAUUGGAAAUCGUUGAAAGGAAGGGAAUUACCGAGGUGAAUGAUCUCACAAGGGCGCGAGUAGAGUCUUUGAUCGAGGAAGAGUCGCUGGACGACCAACCGAUCAACGAUUAUGAGACCAAAUUGUGGAGCUUCAAAUGGAUUCGAGACCUCAGCGUUGUGAACGGGACUUUCACAAAUUAUGAAAUGCAGUCCUGGAAGGAUACGUAUUUCGAAGACAACGUAGUUGUCAAGUACGUCGAUGAUGAAGACCAGACGCAAAACUGGGUUUAUAUCGAAUGUCUCCAGUUUAUAUGA